This is a messenger RNA of Ogataea haglerorum, 279 nucleotides long. RefSeq lists its product as uncharacterized. The record is from RefSeq and is a predicted model, not a curated record. NCBI's taxonomy places the organism in Eukaryota, Fungi, Ascomycota, Pichiomycetes, Pichiales, Pichiaceae. The transcript is spliced from 2 exons. The coding region runs from base 1 to 279 and encodes 92 amino acids.
AUGCUUUCUGCUAGACCAGCCAUCAGAGCAGCUGCUAGAUCAGCUCUAGCUGCUAACAUUGUUAGAGCUGCACCAAGAAUUGUGAGUACCCACUGCUCCGCCAACCACUGGAAAGUUCCCUUGAGUGGCCGACAGGCUAGACCUCUGUUAUCCGCUAGAUCGUACGCCACCGCUAAGGCUGCGCCAACCGAGGUUUCUUCUAUCUUGGAGUCCAAGAUUAGAGGUGUUUCCGAUGAGGCCAACUUGGACGAGACCGGAAGAGUUCUUUCCGUUGGGUAA